Messenger RNA from Symbiodinium sp. CCMP2592, 2040 nucleotides. The record is from the annotation of a GenBank genome assembly. NCBI's taxonomy places the organism in Eukaryota, Dinophyceae, Suessiales, Symbiodiniaceae.
AUGGAGUGGAAAGUGACGGCUGUCGUCGUCUUCGCUUGCCUCGCUUGCGUGGCUUCGAAGGAGCCGGCAAGGAGGAACUUAGGACCCUUGGGACCUGUGAUCGGAGUGGAUCUUGGGACGACUUAUUCUUGCGUCGGCAUCUACAAGCAGGGACGAGUCGAGAUACUUCCGAACGACCAGGGAAAUCGCAUCACGCCCUCAUAUGUGGCGUUUACUGAUGAAGAGCGGCUCAUAGGCGAGGCCGGAAAGAACCAGGCCGCUGUGAAUCCCACACAAACCUUGUUUGACGUGAAACGUUUGAUGGGGAGGCGCUUCAAGGACUCUACCGUGCAGGAGGACAUGAAGCUGCUACCAUUCAAGAUACUGGAGCAGGGCGGGAAGCCGAUGAUCAGCGUGAGGGUAAAGGGUGCGGAGAAGAUCAUGCCUCCGGAGGAGGUGUCGUCCAUGGUCCUGGCAAAGAUGAAGGAGACAGCUGAAAACUAUUUGGGCCAGGAGGUUCAGUAUGCGGUAGUGACUGUACCUGCAUACUUCAAUGAUGCGCAACGCCAGGCUACCAAAGAUGCUGGUUCAAUCGCCGGACUUCAGGUGUUGCGGAUCGUGAACGAACCAACGGCCGCUGCGAUAGCCUAUGGCCUGGGCAACAGCAGUGAUGAGAAGAACAUCCUGGUCUACGAUCUCGGGGGUGGAACGUUUGACGUGUCUCUCCUGAACAUUGCAAACGGUGUCUUCGAAGUGAUCGCAACUAGUGGCGACACUCACCUCGGUGGAGAGGACUUCGACCAGCGCGUCAUGCAGCACUUCAUGAAGGUCUUCCAGCAAAAGCACGGAAAGGACAUGUCCCAGGAUAAGCGUGCCAUUCAGAAACUUCGUCGGGAGGUGGAGAAGAGCAAGCGCCAGCUGACUUCCACUCACCAGUCGCAGCUGGAGAUUGAAGCGCUUUUCGAAGGCGUGGACUUCUCAGAGACCUUGACCCGCGCGAAGUUCGAGGGGCUGAACCUGGACCUCUUCAAAAAGACCCUGGGGCCCGUCAAGAAGGUGCUGGAGGACUCAAGCCUCAAGAAGAGUCAGGUGGAUGAGAUCGUCCUGGUCGGAGGCUCCACGCGAAUCCCCAAGGUGCAGGAACUCAUCAGGGACUUUUUUGGGAAGGAGCCGAGUCGCGGCAUCAACCCGGAUGAAGCAGUGGCGUAUGGCGCAGCAGUGCAAGCCGGAAUCCUGAGUGGAGAGACCCGAGAAAAUGUGGUCUUGCUGGACGUGGCUCCUCUCACCUUGGGCAUCGAGACCAUGGGUGGUGUGAUGACGAAGCUUAUCGAUCGCAACACCUUAAUCCCAACGCGCAAAACCCAAGUCUUCUCGACCUCCCGGGACAACCAGCCAGCAGUGGAGAUCCAGGUAUUCGAAGGCGAACGUGCCAUGACCAAGGACAACCGCCUUCUUGGCAAGUUCGAGCUUCGUGUCCCCCCAGCACCGCGGGGACAGCCUCAGAUCGAGGUGACCUUCGAGAUCGACAGCGAUGGCAUCCUCAGCGUCGCCGCCGAGGAUAAGGGCACCGGCCGCAGCGAGCAGAUCACGAUCCAGAACCAGAACCGACCGACGGAGGAAGAGAUCCAGAAGAUGGUCAAGGACGCCAAGACCUUCGAGUACGAGGACCACUCUCCCAUAGAUGUAGUAACUCAGCGGAGUGUCAGAGUGUCGCAGAGUGGCGCAGAGUGCUACCGGGACCGUUUUUUUCCUGACCGGCAGACGAGGGAGCGCGUCGACGCGAGGAUCGCCUUGGAAGGCUACCUCCAUGGACUCCAGGGCAUGGGGCAUGGCCCGCAUGGCGUCAGUGAGCGGAUGAGCUCAGAGGAGAAGCAGAGCAUCGUCGAUGCCGUGAGGGAUGGCCGAGAUUGGUUGGAUGCCAACCCAGCAGCAGAUACGGAGGAGAUAGAGAUGAAGCAGAAGGAGAUCGAAGGUCUUUGCGCUCCCAUCGUCUCCAGAUACUUUGGUACGGGCACUUCAGGUAGCCCAGGUGAAGAGGACGAAGCCCCGGACGAGCUGUAG